Messenger RNA from Cryptomeria japonica (Japanese cedar), 1054 nucleotides. Its product is annotated as kinetochore protein SPC25 homolog. Gene Ontology annotation, biological process: chromosome segregation. NCBI's taxonomy places the organism in Eukaryota, Viridiplantae, Streptophyta, Pinopsida, Cupressales, Cupressaceae. The record is from RefSeq and is a predicted model, not a curated record. The transcript has 8 exons. Gene Ontology annotation, cellular component: Ndc80 complex. Bases 168 to 857 code for a protein of 229 amino acids.
AACCCAGCCUCAACUUUAUUACCAAAAUUUACAAAAAAUGCUUUUCCCUCCCCUUACAAAAUUCAAAAUGCGUCAAUGGAGAAUGAUGUGAUAAUUUACAGAGAUUCAACUAUAUAAUCUGUAAAACUUCAUGCACUCCAAAGUAAUCAUUACUUCAUUGAUUGAGAAUGGAUCAUCAAAGGAUUUACAAAGACAUGGAAGAAGUGGGUCGAAGCACAGAUUCCUGGGAGUCCACCUCGAUCCAUUCCUUGGAACAAUGUAGAUCUAAAGCGCGAGACAUCGCUCAUUAUCAAGGAAAGGUAGAAGAACUUGAAGCCCAUUUUCGCGAACUGGACGAGGCUUACCUUCACACUAAGGCAGUGAAAGAAAGCAAAAAUCAAGAAUGGGUGGCUAAUGCAGAGUUACUAUCUUCCACCAAGUCUAGAACUGAAGACCUUACGAAGAUGAAGCAAAUAUUGAGUGAAAGGAGGCAUGAGCGCGAAAUGAUUAUUUCUGAGCAGUUGACUGCAUUGACAAUGCUAGAGGAGAGCAAUCAGCCUGAUUUGAGAUUCAAGAGAGGACAUCAAGAAGCUGUGGCAUGGUACAAUAGAGCACUUGGCUUUCGUAUUGAAUGUGGACAUGGUAUCAAAUUCAUUUUUGUCAAUGUUGAUCAAGUAAGUCCAGCUCGUGAGUUUUCAUUUAGCAUCCGUCAUUGCCGAAGGAAUGACCGCUAUACCUUAUUAGAUUGUGAUCCCAGCUUUGAAGGUACUAGAGAAUUGCUCGAUGAGUUGAAUCAGACUAAUGAUCUGUUCAAGUUUGUAAGGGUUAUGAGGAAAAAGUUUCAAGAACUUUCAUUGAAGGAUUACAAAGAGGGCUAAACACCAAUUUGUUGUGGUGACUUGAAAAAAGGUACUUAUGUUGGGAAGAUUGAAGGAUAACAUCAAUAAAGCAAAUUGUAAAAUUACACUUUACAGAGAGAUGUAUAUUCUACAUGCUCCGUUGUAUCCUUGAUUUGUUCUUAAAAGAAAUUAACAUUAUUAUCAUUCCUUUGUAUUUUAAUAAAAUGAUUUUUUUU